UUUAUGAGUUUCAUCUGGGAGGCUUUUGCUAUCGCUGGCAACUAUGGCUACUCAUCUUGCUGCAGCAAAGGCCACCGCGACGACGUCGUCUCAGGAUAAACGACACCGUUCCAUCUUCGAUGUUCCGUCGAAUUUCUUCGACUCUGCUCGCCUUCUCCCUUCUCCACACUCUUCCGUUUCCGAUCACCACCCCGUAGGCCAAACCCAAACCCUUGAAUCCUCCACAAACGACGUCGUUAUUUUUGAUGACUCUCAAAACGCUGUCGUUGCUGCGCCUAGGUUGACCUGCAAUACCUGCAGAACUCAAUUUGAUUCCCUCCAAGACCAGCGUGCCCAUUUCAAAUCCGACAUUCAUCGGUUCAACGUGAAGCUGACAAUUGCGGGAAAGAAUAUUGUGAAGGAAGAAGAUUUUGAGGUGCUGACAUCUGAAUUUGUCAAAGACUAUGAUAUGUCAAGUAUAUCGGGAUCAGAAAGUGAUGAUUCAGAAAGUGAAAUUGUACUGCAUGACAAGUCGAGUGAAAAUUUUAAACAGAAACUCUUCUUCCUUCUUCAGACAGGGCAGAGAGUUUCCGUCUGGAAGAGCUUGAUUAUGAAUGUGACUGAAAAUGUAUUGUAUGAUGAUGAAAAGGCAGAGAAUGAAGUUGUUCAGAAGUUGAAAUCUCUGACUGCUGAGCCCAGAAACAAUACCCAAUUGAGGAUUGUUCUGCUUGCAUCUGGUGGGCACUUUGCAGGUUGUGUCUUUGACGGUGAUGUUGUUGUGGCUCACAAGACAUUUCACAGAUAUGUUGUACGGGCCAAGGCAGGAAAAAAACAAUCAUCUAAAGAUGCUUCUGGCAGGUCUAUACAUUCUGCUGGGGCCUCACUUCGUCGUUAUAAUGAACUUGCAUUAAAGAAGGAAGUGCAUGAACUGUUUACUGCUUGGAAACCCUAUUUUGAUGCCUCCAACUGCGUAUUUAUUCAUGCUCCUUCAAGUAGUCGUCAACUGCUUUAUGAUGGAGAAAGACCAUAUUUUGGUAAUCAGCAGUGUGCUGUUAGAAACAUUGCUUUGAGUGUUCGGAGGCCUACUUUCAGGGAAGUAAAGCGUGUAUAUAGUCAGUUGACUCAGGUAACCUACGAAGCUGAUGAGAAGGAAGUUUUACAAAGCAAACAAGAGGAUUUGGUAUCAGUUCACAUUUCUAAAAUAAAUGGCAGUCAAAUCUCCAACCAAGGUAAUGGGGCUGUGUUGGAUGACAAAGAUAAAGCUGAAGCUUGUUCAAGUAGACAAAAUGAUGAACCCUCCAUUUCGAGUAAUGGAGAAAGUGAGAAUGAGCUAUGUGGUAAAUCAACUCCUUUACAUCAAGCAGCCCAAUCUGGAGACUCUGUAAAGGUUUUGGAACUCCUGGAACAGGGCUUCGAUCCUUGCUCCAAAGAUGAAAGGGGACGGACCCCAUAUAUGUUGGCACAUGACAAAGAAGUGAGGAAUAAUUUCAGAAGGUUUAUGGCAUCAAAUCUUGACAAAUGGGAUUGGCAUGCUGCCAAAGUGCCCAGUGCAUUGACCAAAGAAAUGGAAGAAUCACAAGCUGCUAAGCAGGCUGAAAAAGAUGCUAAGAGAAAAGCAAGAGCAAAAGAAUUAAAGAAAUUGCGUAAAGCAAAAGAAAAGAAGGCUCAGGUUGAAGCCACCGUGGCAAAGAAUGAUUCCAAAACUGUGGAGAAGCUAGUAACUGCUUCAACAUCGAUAAAGGGACAAUCUCAACUAAAAAGUGGCGUGCAAUUAUCCAAAGAGGACCAAAUAAGAAUGGCACAGGCUGCCGAAAGAGAAAAGCGAGCAGCUGCUGCUGAGAGGAGAAUGGCUGCCCUCAAAAUUCAAGCUAACAGUACAACCGCUGCACCAAGCAUGUCAGGGCCAAAAAGUGGAUUAGCCGGUGACAUUUACUGUUCCUGUUGCAAUUCAUCUCUUGCUGGCAAAGUUCCCUUCCACCGGUAUAAUUACAAAUACUGCAGCACAUCAUGCAUGCAUGUACACAAGGACAUCCUGGAUGAUCAAUGACAAUGUGGUUAGAUAUUUAAAAUUUCCUUUUUGCAAGUCAAGAUUGCUCCAAAUAUCCAUUUUCUUGAUCCGGUUGCAAGUUAUCUUGGAUUCAAAAAGGUAAAAAGAAGUGAGAAAGGUGGAGCAACCGUGGUGGAAGGACUGAAUGGUAAAUAACAUGAGCUGAUUAUUUUGAAAGGAAUAAAAAGUUUUUUCUAAGCAACAUUGAUUCAGCUACAGUCAUAACAGCCAUCUCAGAACGUUCCCAAUCUGUGUUGUGUCAAGCAUGAACACAGCAAAGGACCAAGUGAAAAUUUGGCAUUGGGCAUGUAUUAUUUGUUUUUCAUUUUCCGAAUGUGGCUUUUUGUUGGAAGUAUAGUCUUUUUUACUCUAUUUUCUCAGGCUUGAAUUGCCUAUUUUUAAAUUAACCAGAUUAGUUAAGGACCAGAGCUGUAUAACAUACUCUCUCCAUUGAUGGUUUAUAUCUAGCAAUGUAUCUAGUUUUAAAUCU
Messenger RNA from Vigna unguiculata (cowpea), 2516 nucleotides. Its product is annotated as zinc finger protein-like protein. Gene Ontology annotation, molecular function: protein binding. The record is from RefSeq and is a predicted model, not a curated record. Lineage: Eukaryota; Viridiplantae; Streptophyta; Magnoliopsida; Fabales; Fabaceae. Gene Ontology annotation, biological process: ERAD pathway.